CAGUGUAGGUGGCAUGAAGCUUUGGAAGUUUUGGCAAAAACCCUAAUACUAAGCCAUGGCUGUUCCUCUGCUCACCAAGAAGAUUGUAAAGAAGCGUGUCAAGAAGUUCAAGAGGAUCUCUGUAAAGACAAACUGGUGUAGGCCCAAAGGUAUUGAUUCUCGAGUGAGGAGGAAGUUUAAGGGUUGCACUUUAAUGCCCAACAUUGGGUAUGGCUCAGACAAGAAGACCUGGCAUUACCUUCCCAAUGGCUUUAAGAAAAUUGUGGUGCACAACAUCAAAGAAUUGGAAGUGUUGAUGAUGCACAACAGGACCUACUGUACAGAAAUUGCACAUGAUGUUUCUACAUGGAAGAGGAAAGAGAUUGUUGAGCGUGCUUCCCAAUUGGACAUUGUUGUUACCAACAAACUGGCUAGGAUGCGCAGCCAGGAAGAUGAGUGAGCAGUAACAGAAAUUUCAAUUGUAUCGUAUGCUUGUGCAUGCAAACUAAAUACUACAUUCUGUAUGACAG
Molecule: messenger RNA, 509 nt
Organism: Telopea speciosissima
Lineage: Eukaryota; Viridiplantae; Streptophyta; Magnoliopsida; Proteales; Proteaceae
Product: 60S ribosomal protein L32-1-like
Exons: 1
Coding region: 56-439 (127 amino acids)
Biological process (GO): translation
Cellular component (GO): cytosolic large ribosomal subunit; ribosome
Molecular function (GO): structural constituent of ribosome
Source: RefSeq, a predicted model, not a curated record